This is a messenger RNA of Didymodactylos carnosus, 669 nucleotides long. The record is from the annotation of a GenBank genome assembly. NCBI's taxonomy places the organism in Eukaryota, Metazoa, Rotifera, Eurotatoria, Philodinida, Philodinidae.
AUGUUUAUUCUAUUAAACAGUAUCUAUUUUACAUCAUCCGCGGCGGUUACACCUUCCACUGCACAUUUGCUCGAUAUAAAAGAUUCACUUGGAGAAUUAGAUCGAGAAUCAAAAUUAACAGCAAAUGACACUGUAUUUGAUUUUUUAAAUCCUCCACCAACUGCUAUCCUCAAGGGUAAUGAUGGUCGUCUCAUACUUGCACAGGGUAUUACUUUUCCGGCUGUAAUAAACCUUCACACAGCAUUUGCAGUUGGCUUUAUGAAUCCAUGUGCUUUAAAUACCCCCCAUACACAUCCACGAGCAACGGAAUUUUUUUAUCUUAUCGAAGGUGAAGUACAAACAGGAUUAUAUCAAGAAAAUGGUGCUAACUUUACCACUCAUCAGUUACGAGCUGGAAUGGCUACCGUAUUUCCUCUUGGUGGAAUCCACUUCCAAUAUAAUUUAAGCUGUAAAAAAGCCACAUUUAUCGCUGCAUUCAAUAGCGAAGAUCCCGGAGUGCAGACGACUGCUGUUUCAUUGUUUAGACAUUUACCAGUUGAUGUUAUUGUUGCAUCAUUGGCUGGAAAACUUACUAGGCCUCAAGUCGUAGCGUUACAGAAAAGUAUUUUAGAAGCACUUGACAAUCCAUCACAAGGUCUCGCAGAAUGUAGAAAAAGAUGUAACAUAUAG